Messenger RNA from Passer domesticus (house sparrow), 1003 nucleotides. Its product is annotated as olfactory receptor 14A16-like. Gene Ontology annotation, cellular component: membrane. Gene Ontology annotation, biological process: G protein-coupled receptor signaling pathway. Gene Ontology annotation, molecular function: olfactory receptor activity; odorant binding; G protein-coupled receptor activity. The annotation marks the transcript as partial. The record is from RefSeq and is a predicted model, not a curated record. The transcript has a single exon. NCBI's taxonomy places the organism in Eukaryota, Metazoa, Chordata, Aves, Passeriformes, Passeridae.
CUGCACACGCCCAUGUUCUUCUUCCUGCUCAACCUGGCCCUCAGCGACCUGGGCUCCAUCUGCACCACUGUCCCCAAAGCCAUGCACAAUUCCCUCUGGGACACCAUGACCAUCUCCUACACAGGAUGUGCUGCUCGGCUCUUUCUUUUGUAUUUCUUCCUGUCAGCAGAGUUUUCCCUCCUGACCAUCAUGUGCUACGACCGCUACGUGUCCAUCUGCAAACCCCUGCACUACGGGACCCUCCUGGGCAGCAGAGCUUGUGCCCACAUGGCAGUAGCUGCCUGGGCCAGUGCCUUUCUCAAUGCUCUCAUGCACAUAGCCAAUACAUUUUCCCUGUCUCUGUGCCAUGGCAAUGUCCUGGGCCAAUUCUUCUGUGAAAUCCCACAGAUCCUCAAACUCUCCUGCUCCAAAUCCUAUCUCAGAGAAGUGGGUCUUAUUGGUGUUAAUGUCUGUUUGUUAUUUAGCUGUUUUGUGUUCAUUGUUUUCUCCUAUGUGCAGAUCUUCAAGGUUGUACUGAGGAUCCCCUCUGAGCAGGGACGGCACAAAGCCUUUUCCACCUGCCUCCCUCACCUGGCUGCGGUCUCUCUGUUCAUCAGCACUGGCAUGCUUGCUCAUCUGAAGCCCUCCUCCAACUCCUCCCCAUCCCUGGAUCUGGCCCUGUCAGUUCUGUACUCAGUGGUGCCUCCAGCCCUUAAUCCCCUCAUCUACAGCCUGAGGAACCAGAAGCUCAAGGCUGCAGCAUGGAGACUGAUGUCCGUACGCUUUCAGGAAUGUUAAAAUCCUGGCGAAUUUCUGCAAAUCACUUGUAAUAAAACUCAUCUUUGACACUUCUUGUUGGCUUCAUUUUGGAGGUUUUUUCCUUUGUUUUACUUUUUUCAUAUUGUCCAGCAAAAAAUGUCAUUUUAUGUACAUUUUUCAUUUUGUUUCUCUCCAACUUCCCUGUGGCCACAGACUGUGUCAAUGAGGAGCUGUGCUCUCAGUGGUUUUAAAGGAAAUAAAGGAU